Messenger RNA from Dermacentor andersoni, 3009 nucleotides. Its product is annotated as sodium/bile acid cotransporter 5-like. Gene Ontology annotation, cellular component: membrane. The record is from RefSeq and is a predicted model, not a curated record. NCBI's taxonomy places the organism in Eukaryota, Metazoa, Arthropoda, Arachnida, Ixodida, Ixodidae.
GGCGCAUCGUGCAACCAGUUCCCCUCCGGCUGCCGGAGGGUCAAGCAGCUCUCUUUCUUUUUUUCGUUCACGAUGCACGUCCACCGGUCCGUCGCUUUGGUCCUGUGCGGCCUGUCCUGGACGCUCGUCCUGGGCUCGGCCUCUGGCCUGGACGGCGACACAACUCCCAGGAGCGACGCAUCAAAGGAUUCAGCCUACACGUCUACCACAGGACAGGACCUUACAGGCGGGGCCGCGCGCGACAGGGACGGUGUUUCAAACGACACCAACGUCGUGGUUUUCACGCCCCCGGGCCGCAUCGACGUGCAGGAAGAAGAAGACGUCGUCGUGCGGGUGUCCUUCACGACACCCGGCAGUCGCACGAUAUCGGUGACCAGCGCCGACAGCGGCGUCGCCACGGUGGACGUUUCGCAGGUGUACCUGCAGGCCGGGGUCAACGAUACCGGCUUCAACCUCACCGUCCGCGGAGUCUUCGUAAGCUACACCAAGAUCUUUUUCAAGACGUGCCUGCUGGAGGACGACGUAGAGACGAACUGCACGGAGAGCAGCUACCUGGUCGCCGUUCUCCGCAACCCCACGGUGCUUCAGCAGUCCUUCCCGUACCUGAUCGCGAUCAUCGUGUCCAUCAACUACGUCAGCAUGGGCUGCCAGAUAGACCUGAAGCUCAUCGUCGACACGCUCAAGAAGCCGCUGCCUCCGUUCCUGGGUUGCGCCUGCCAGUUCCUCUUCAUGCCCCUGGUUUCCUAUGGCAUGGGCCUGCUCCUGCUCGAGAAUGCUCUCAUGCGGUUCGGAAUCUUCAUGCUCGGGUGCUCGCCUGGUGGAAACUCGAGCAACCUCUGGACUCUGAUUUUCAACGGCGAUGUUGCGCUCAGCGUCACCAUGACGUUCGUCAGCACCAUUGCCAGCAUAGGAAUGAUGCCCCUGUGGGUGUUCAUCCUUGGGCGGCACAUGUCUCCUGAGACGGGCGCGUUACGCAUACCCUUCUCCAACAUCAUUGCCAGCCUUGUAGGCCUGGCCGUACCCUUGGCCAUCGGCAUGGCCAUCCAUAGGUUCAAGCCUAAAUGGGCCCUGGCGUUGACUAAGUACAUCAAGCCCAUUACCAUCAUCGUGUUGAUCGCCAUCCUCGUCUUGAGCGUCACCGUCAACAAGUACAUUUUCCUGCUGAUGACGUGGCAAGCUCUGCUCUGCGGCGCCCUCGUCUCCUGGAGCGCCUACGUAUUCGGCGCGCUGGCCGCUUUCGUGGGUCGCCUCAGCCGAGCGCAGAUCAUCGCCGUGGCCAUCGAGAUCGCCUUCCAAAACAGCGGCAUCGCCGUCGUCAUCCUGUACACGUCACUUCCGCUUCCCGACGCCGAUCUCGUUAUCGUGCCUGUCGUCUGCCAGGCGAUCCUGCAGGGCGUGCCCCUGUACGUACUGUACACGGCCAAGCGGAUCCAGUCGUGCGUGUCCAAGCGGCUGCAUCCGGACGAGAAGUCGAUUCCCGAAUCCACUGGUUCCUCCGAACCGGAAAUGGAAAGCGGACUAUUUCCGGCGAAGGCCGCCGAUGGAGACGCUCGGGCCUCUGCGAUGCCUAACAAGGAUGCCCUGCAGGAGCUCCAAGACGUGGCCACCGACUUCGAGGAGAAGAAAUCUCGGCUGUGAUGUGUGUACGAAAGAGGCCGGACUAAGAACUUCGAAAACGAAUAUAUCGGUCCCUUUCGUUUCGGCCAGUGAUAAUCUCUCGCGCAUUCCUGCGCUCUGGUUUGCGCGCGGACGUGGUGUGUGGUUUUUUGAAGCGGCCUUUAACAGUGUAAUAUAUGCAUUGUCACCUGUCGCGUGCUCUCUGUACAGUAUAUAGUUCUUCAGUGCGUAAGGACUGAUGACGCCGGUGCGGGUGCGAUUGUGCGGGGUGUUUUAACGUGGGCUCGUUUUAUGAGAUUGAGCGACAAGAUGUAGAAUCUGCGGGUAUAUAUCUGUAUUUCAUAUGCGCUUGCGGUCACAAUUUUUUCCGGCUCAGCGAGGGCUCCUAAGACGUAUCGUGGAGCUAUUCGUGGGUUCGCCUUGUAAAAACACUUUCGCUGAAUUGACGUUGAGGAUGUCCAUUAAUCCAGUGGACAUAAAGAAAAUCGGAGAAGGGCGUCUUAUUUCAAAUCACUAUUUUAUCAAUUUUCAAGUGUGCAAGCUGGGGAACGCCUGCUAGUUGCUUGCAGCAAGGUGCGCACUUCAAGUCUGAAUUCAACACUGAUAUUUUAUCGUUAUAUAAAAAAAUGACGUUUUAUUGCUUCUACAUUGUUUUGUGACUGUGCAUGCGGGUUCACUGUUCUAAGUUCGCUCCGGUUUAUAUAUAAUUUUAACAUUGUGUCUACUGGAUAUAUUAUAUGUUAGAUGUAAUUUUAGUCAAUAAUAUAGGUUCAUUGUAUUUUUUUUGUAGCAGGGAAGCAUGUUAGUCCCUGCUAUAUGCCAGAUGUAUUGUUGAUGCCUUUUCUCGCUUCGGCAUUGCUUCGCGUUACCGUUUGUUAUAGGUUUUAAUCUGACUUUUUUAUACCGCGUUUUGUUCGUGCACUGAUGAUUCGUUGUAAGCUACAAUUGUGCCUUUGUUUUUCAAUGCAGAAUUGUCAUCGUUCAGUGCCCGUUUUAAGCACGAUUAUAUAUAAUGGUAGUGGUUCACCACACUUAGGGUUUUAACUGCUUUUUUUUUACUUUGCGAAUAUGUUCAUGUCGAAGAAGUUAUUGCCGUCAAACCGCAGGAAACUGCAGGGCAUUUUAACCGCCGGUGUUUCAGUAAUACUUUGCAUUUUUGAGUGUUCGUUUCAAAACUUGUUAAAAUGCGAGGUCUGUGUGUGCGCGUUACGUAACCCUUAGCUCUCUUCCGGCGAGAAAUAAACGAGAAAUGCUUUUGUAGAACAUGUGUGGGCUCAAUGCGAUAUUUGAGUGUGUUGCGCCGCUGUACAUGACGUUAAGAUUCGCAGUUGACACCGAUGCCUUGAGCGCAUUGACUGAAUUGUGCAAUAAACACAUUUUCUUUUUCAAACA